Molecule: messenger RNA, 2071 nt
Organism: Daphnia magna
Lineage: Eukaryota; Metazoa; Arthropoda; Branchiopoda; Diplostraca; Daphniidae
Exons: 1
Coding region: 12-1916 (634 amino acids)
Source: RefSeq, a predicted model, not a curated record
GAUUAUUGUUGAUGUCCCUCCUCGCCCUCCUGUUUUUUACCCCCUUGGCUGCAUUUAAUGCCACCGUGUGUAACUGUGAUGGUGCGGCAAACCUGGGAUUCCUGGAAUUCACGGAGGAAGACUGCUCUUUCGAAGCCGCCCCCACUCCACCGGUACCCAUUACGUACGCCAUCUACUCUACACUACCAGAAGUUAAACGCUUUGCUGGCCACACGUGUAGCAUGUGGGUAGCCACCACCACAGUGUACAAGGACUUCAUGCAAUGGAAUCAAGUGUCUUACAGCCGCAACCCCAUCGAAGUGGACGCCGCAACGUGCCGAAGGAUGAGAGACACACGACAAUGUCGAGGAAAGGCGAUGGAUAUAACAGGGCCCAACUCGUUCGCCCUGGAAGGCCACCCGUUCGUGGAAACCAGUUGGCUUCGGACGGCGACAGAAAAGAUGACCAACUGUCGCCUCGAAGAAGUGACCUUACAGAGCGAAUGCCCGAACUGUACCAUCAGCUCUCCACUUGGCGACAUCCCUGGAGCAAUAAACGGCUCUUUCAAACACAACCUCGUGACCCUCGUCUGGGACGAUUCCUGGAAGGAAGCGAAGCCGUGUGAGUUAAGGGUUAUCGAAAAGGGAAUGGGCGUCAAGUACUCGACCGAAAACGACACUACCUUCCGAAUUCGGGACCCAAUUAAGCAGUUGGAUUUUAUAUAUGCAAUGGUAAACAGUUCCGUCUGCGGAGGAGGAAACUUCACUGCCUACCAUCCGGUUCUAGGAAUGGACAGAGUCGUCAUCGCGGUUCGGGAAGCCGCCAAGGGAACCGAUCUCGUCGAGAUGAGGCCAAAAGACGCGGACGCCGUAACCAAGAUGGCGCUAUCCGAAAUGACACGGGCGGAGAUCGAAUACGCCAGUCAUACACAAUACAUCAGAGACUUCGCAAUGGACAUUUCAAACCACCUGGCCCGAGAAAUUCGUAACCUACAAUGCGAAAGCCGGAGAACUGCCUUCCAUGCCGCUACAACGACUGCACAAUACGACGGAUGGUUAGCCGCUAAGCAUCUGGACCUUCCAUUAUGCACCAAGCUACUGGCGGUCGGGGCGUCCGUGUCCGUUUUGCAGUGUUUUCCCAGCAACGUCACCUUCGAGACGGUUUUCACGCCAUGUGGAGCCCAACCUCGGUGGGGCAACCAGACCAUCAACGUGGAAGGCUGGGAGCUCACGAAGUACUCCGAUUGCUACUGGCACGCAAACUUCGUCAACUUCAACGGCAAAGCCCACACCUUCAAGAACAACACCUGGAUGCCAAUCAACCCCAACCUAAAGAUACAAGGCCGCCGUUUCAUCGACACCAUGCCCCUGGAGGUCGAUAACUCGUUGGGCAUGAUACUGCAGUUGCACCCAACAAUAACGUCGCAUCCCUUAAGUGCUUCAACCAUCAUGGCCGACAUCCUGGCAUACAUACAGAUGGGCUAUGUCACAGAAAUGUCGGGCGAACGACACGUCAACACAGUCCUCGUCCACCCCGGACAAGCACAAGACAUCUCCUUCAUGGCAAGGAUCGGAUACUGGCUCCGGAACUUCGGCAUCAUGUCGGGAGUAGGAGUAUCCAUUGCUCUGGCUUUCCGAUUUUGCGGACUCGGUUCCCUCCUGGGUCUCUAUAUCCCCUGCUGUCGGUACUUUAACCCGUGCAGUUGGUUAACGCCACCUCAACCUGCUCAUCGAGACAUUGAGUUGGGACCCCAAGCAACCACCAACUUGGCCCCAACUGCUCCGGUCACCAUUGUUAAUAUACCCCCGCCCCCAACUCCCGCCGGUUCCACAGGGCGGCUAGGAUUAAACCAACAACCAUACCUCAUCCCACCCAUUUCACAUCCUCGUAGCCUAGCCCAACACAGAGAAGCAGCAGCCCUCCUCUCGCGUCCCUAGUAUUAAAACCCCACGCGUUGAUUGCCCCCUUAAUUUUUCAUGUAUCAUGCAAUGUCGUAGAUUUUAUGUUAGUGUCCCUUAGAAUAAACCCACCCAGAAUCGUGCAGAGUAUACCAUGUACCCCGUAACACCCCACCAACCCUUCGACACCAAGC